ACCGCCAAAAACUCGCCCAGAUUCCCCAAACCCUCGCAUAACAGUAUAAUUGCUACUACAAUGUCUACACAAGCAAACACUGGGAUUCCCUUCUCAUACUCCCACUCACAAUCUCCCAUCCAUCUAAUAGAGCUCCCACCAACUCUCCUAUCGCUCGUUACCUCUCCUUCACCACCGAUGUGCGCCCCUCUCCACACCCUCUCUACUCCAUUCCAAGACUGACACUCGCCCCAAGAAUCAAAAUAAAAGCAGCUCCAACACCCGCAAAUGCUACCGCCCCCCGUGGGUCGGAAAACCACGCAGUACUCUGUACUCCAACGCAGACCUUUUCCCUCCGACACGUUCAUUGCUCGAAUUCAAUCCUCCUCGUCCAGCCUUCGGAGCCCCCGCCUCCAGAUCCAGUUGAAGAUGAGCAACAGCAGACCUUCUCUCUUACGUCCACAUGUUUGAGAGCAGUUGCUACUGCUAGUUCCUGGUUGGAGUUAAUUCCCGUGACAGCAGACUGCGCAAGCCUUUUACGGGAAAAGAUACCAGUAUACCAUGGAUGGGCAGACGACGAUCCGGCGCUUCCGACAACGGAUGAGCCAAUAUCUAGAGCUCGACUACUCGACUCCAUACCCAUCAGCGAUGCAGAGUUUUCCGCCGCUUGGGAUGAGCUUCUCGCGUUUGAGGCGAAUAAUGGUGCGGCUUGUCGCCCUUCAGCAACAGCAAUCCUGAGAACGAUCUCUGAAAUCAAUACUUCGGCUACCGCAGAAUCAUUUCCGCUCUCUUCACCUUCGGCAUUUACGGGUUCUGCUAUCCUCGGGAUGCUGGAUGAUGUAGAGAUACCCGCUGGACUCGUCACGGUGGUGAUCGGGAGUAUAUGCGAUCGGGUGGAGGGAAGCACGGACGAAAACACUUGGCGAUUAAACAAGGACAAAUGCUGCGUGUUCGUUGGAGAGGCACUAUUGCAAGACUGUAUGGAGAUCAAGACUCGGGAAAUUGUGGCACGUCGACCGAAUACGGCAACUUUGAUUACAAGGUCCGCCUUCAUGGCUAAAUGGAAAGCCGCUGUGCCAGAGGAAUGCAUAAGCAAAUGUAGAUUGGAUACAAUCCAGGUAUGUGCCGCGCUCCCCCCUUGCCGCCGUCCCCCUCCCAAUCACCAAUGAUCUAAAACUUCCCGUAGGGUUGGCACGCACUAUUCGGAGACGCAGACCCCAGAGUCACCGCCGGGUCAUCUACAGCAUCAUUAUCAUCAUUACCAGCGCCUGCCAAAAACACGGCCCCCGCAAAGAAAAACUGGCACGAAAGGCUAGGGAAAAGGCGAUGAGCAUCCACCCUUCAUAUCCGUAACUACCGCCAACAUGUAACCGAAUAGCGUGUAUAUCAUAGAAAUCAUACCCAUCCAUAAUAGACUUUCGUUCCUUAAGCACACCCAACUAUAACUCUCUGCUCCACAACUAUUUCACUACCGUCCCGCCCUUGGCGUUAUCUCUCUCCUCCUCCUCUUCACCUCCCUCCUCCUCCUCCUCCUCACCAUACUUCUGCUCCUGCUCAGCCGUACCCCCACCCUUUUCCUCCUCCAUCCUCGCGGUAAGAUAUGCAUUCACCUCAUUUUGCAAUCCCACCACCACGCAGCGGAGUUCCGCCAGCGCGGCAGACUUAUCGAGUGUUUCCGGGAGCGGCUUGGUGAUUGUGUGGGGGGCGGUUGGGGUGAGGGGGGAUGCGUAUGUUGCUGUUAGGGUUGGCAUUGUACCGCUUCUCCGGCCUGCGCUGAGUCGAGCCGCCUGGGUGGUGGAGGAGAUAUUGUAGGUGGUGCGAUGAUAGGAACGUGUGGAUUUGUGGACGCUGCGGAUGUUGCGGACGGGUC
Molecule: messenger RNA, 1849 nt
Organism: Tuber aestivum (summer truffle)
Lineage: Eukaryota; Fungi; Ascomycota; Pezizomycetes; Pezizales; Tuberaceae
Source: the annotation of a GenBank genome assembly